CUAAAAUGGGAAAUGUAAUGGCUAUAGAUAUCGGAAUUGUUCUUGCAAGUAUCACUAUCUUCGAUAAGAAGAACAAAUUGUUCCCGAAGAAGCUUAAAGAGACUGGGAAAGCAAAAAGCAUCCUCCAGGAUAGCUCAUACUUUGAAGUUGACCAGUCAUUUUAUUCAAUCGAGCAUGGAGGUACUUUCCAUUUCGCCCAUUUUAAUAUCCAUCACUUUGAGGAUUUCCUCAAAAGCAAUGCUUUUAAUGCGAUUAUCGAAUUUGUGGAAGAAAAUAAUGAAAUUAAUGAGAAACCCAAGCUGCUCACUAAACUUGAAGAGCUUAAAAUGGUAUUUGAGGACCCGAUAGACGGAAGAAGGAGAUCAAAUUCAACACCAGUCCGGCUGAACAAACAAAAGAAAGAUUUAAAGGAAAAAGAAGAAGAGAAGACUACUUCAGACACCCCCAAGGUUGGAGGAGGCUUUCCCAGUGAUAAGGUACUAAAAUAAAAUUAUGGAUGAGUAUAAGAUGAUUAAAGAUUUUGGAGGUCUCCAGCUUCUCUGCACUGGCGGAUAUAACAACAACUUUUUGGAGUUAAUGUCUUACCUUCUCAAUGUGAAGAUAUAUAAAGUGCAUAAGUACCAAGAGUCCCUCAUAUCAGCAAUUGAUUACCAAAACACCCAUUCAAACGACUGAUUUUACAGCCUUCCUUAUAAGGACAUUAAAAAUAUUUAUGAAUUAGGAAAAGUAAAGUCAGAUCCCAAUGAGCAAGUGUAUUUCAGCAUCAAAGAAAAUUUCUAUCCCUACCUCCUCGUAAACCUUAGAUCUGGAGCUAGCUUCAUCAGAGUUGAUUCAAAAGAUGCAUAUAGGAGAUGUAUUGGGACUUCGAUAGGAGCUGGAACAUUCAUUGGGAUCACAAAACUACUUUAUAAUGCAUCAAAUCCUACCAAAUCAAUACUAAAAGGCCUAAAAGGUGACUCCAGGAAUAUAGAUAUGUCAGUAGGAGACAUAUACGGAAAAUCUUAUGGCAAAAUAGGUCUUCCUGCUGAGGUAAUAGCUUCUAGCUUUGGGAAGAUCAAGGAUUACUCAGAAGAAGAGAUUAAUGCUCUUAAUCCAGAAGAUGUAUCCCUCUCACUUCUCAACAUGAUCAUGUUCAAUACUCUCACAAUUGCGAACCUGACCGCCCAAAUUGAAGGGAUAAAGAACAUUGUCGUAAUCGGCCAUCAUAUAAAAGUAUUAGAACUCGAGCAGCUAGUUGAGAUGGGCUUCAGUUUCUUAUCAAAAGGGAAGUCUAAAGUAUUCUUCCUCAAACAUUCUUCCUACAUUGGAAGCUUAGGUGUCCUCAUCGAUCAUGGAGGAUUAGACACUUUAUAUGAAUAAAUUAAUUCGAGAGACGUCAUCUAAAUUUCA
Messenger RNA from Moneuplotes crassus, 1389 nucleotides. NCBI's taxonomy places the organism in Eukaryota, Ciliophora, Spirotrichea, Euplotida, Euplotidae. The record is from the annotation of a GenBank genome assembly.